Molecule: messenger RNA, 741 nt
Organism: Boleophthalmus pectinirostris (great blue-spotted mudskipper)
Lineage: Eukaryota; Metazoa; Chordata; Actinopteri; Gobiiformes; Gobiidae
Product: Nicalin-1-like
Exons: 4
Coding region: 1-654 (217 amino acids)
Biological process (GO): regulation of signal transduction
Cellular component (GO): endoplasmic reticulum membrane
Source: RefSeq, a predicted model, not a curated record
AUGCACGUUUACGAUUGGGUUUGCAUAUCUUCGUCUCUGUUUUUUGAACUUUUCGUGGGCUGGUUAGCUCGUUUCUCCGCAGACCUGCUCCCAGACGCUCGGUCGAGUCUGAGCGGGACUCGCUUUGACAAACGCAGAACCGGAACCAGAACCAAGUCAGAGUCUCAAACACACGGACAGAUUGACGAUGAGACAAACUCGAACCAGGACAGAGACGCAAAAGAUGAUGAAACCCCCGCAGCAGAACCGGGACUCGCACGAGAACUGUUCCGGGUUCCAGCUGCGGAAAAUCUCCUCCCUCGUGGAUCAGUUCUCCAGUCCAGGUUCUCCUCGGUGUCGUCGGUUCUGGUUCAUAAGAAGAUAAACUUGGGGGAGUCUGUGGUUCUGUGGGAGCACGAGCGUUUCAGCCUGAGGAGGAUCCCCGGCCUCACGCUGAGCCGCCUGGAGGAGCCCAGCGACCCGAGCCGCCGCUCUCUGCUCGACACCAGGUGUGUCGUGGACCUGCAGAGGCUCAGGAGAAACGGGGAGAUUUUGGCUGAAACUCUGGGACGAUUCAUGUUCAACCUGAGUCACAUGGGCUCUGCCUCCGACCUGCAGCUGUUCACAGGAAAACUGGUGAGAACAUCUCCCUCUACUGGAGGAAACACAACAUGACAACCAGACUAAACCAGGACUAAACCAGGUCUAAACCAGAACUAAACCAGAACUAAACCAGGACUAAACCAGAACUAAACCAGAACU